CAUCUGGGAUAAGGAGAUUCACCUCCGCUGCAGCUCAAGCUGGGUGUCCAAGCCCCUAACCCAAAAAGGGGCUCUGUCUGUUCGUACAGACCUGAUUAAAUGCAGCUAAGGAGGAGUACUAAAUCUCUAAGCCUACCCUGGCAUUCCCAAUCUGAUCUCCUCUUCCUCCAGCCUGCUCUCUCUUUCUCAGUCUUUAUCUCCUGUUUGCCCCUCUUUCAAUUUUCAUCUCUCUCUCUCUCUCUCUCUCUCUCUCUCUCUCUCUCUCUCUGUCAUUGUCCGUGAUGUAGCUGAACCGGGGCUGAAAGAGUCAGCUGCUCUAUGAUUUUUCUGUCUCUCCCUGAAGGGGAUUUCUUUCUCUUUUUUCCCCGCUCCUUCUCUCGCUCUCGCUCUCUCUCAUUCUGAGAUGUGCAGAUGAGCUGUUAGCUGAAGCGGAAGAAGAGCAAAGCAGCAGUAGCAGCAGCAGCAGUAGCAGUAGCAGUGACAGUGGCACAGAAAACGGGGCUGUCGCCACCAAUUUAACCCGAGGGAUUCUGUGCUUUCGUCCCACUAUACGCAGAGCUGAGGAGUACAGUCACUGAAGAGGCACGGGCAUCGUGCAUCCACCAUGCCAGCGUCCUGUGCCAGCGUGCCAGCACCAAUGAAGCGGAGUGUUUGCUCCCCGGAUCUCUCCAUCAUAAAGGAUGAGAUAGAAGAGGGGAUUGCCGAGAAAGAGAGGCGGAGGAGAGGAUCUGGGAUGGAUCCAAAGCCAAAUCCAGCAAAAAAGAGAGUUGGACAACCACACAUUCAGAACAAGACCAGAGACACAGCAGAGCAUGGUCUGAAGGUCGACGAGAGGCUGCGUCUGGCCCGAGAGCGGCGAGAGCAGCAGCAGAAGGUGCUCGCCUCACGCGAGCAGGGCUGGCUGGCCAAGGAGGAACGCGCCAAACGUCACUACGAGAAGCACCUGGAGGAGCGCCGGCAAAAGCUGGAGGAGCAGAGGAGUAAGGAGGAGAGGAGGAGGGUGGCUGUGGAGGAGAAGAGGAGGCAGAGGCUUCACAAGGAGAAGGAGCGCUACGAACAGGUGGUGAAGAGAACCAUGGAGAGAAGUCAGAAUGCCAAACAAAAGCUCAGCCUGCUCUCCAGACGGGCAAAGGCCAAUACCAACAAGGCUCCCCGCUACCGCCUGACUGAGUGGGAGAAGGACCUGGUCAGGCGCCUGCAGACCCCCACCAUUGCCCACCUGGCGCGCAGCAGGAGUGUGGGGGCGCCUGAAGCAGACGCAGUCUUUCAUUGUUGUCGUCGUUCAGCCUCAUGCCACCAGGUGCGUUCCAGCUCUGCCCACAAGGUGGAGUCUUCUAAUGUCACCACCCGCCCCAAGACACCAGCAGUUAAAUCCAACCUCGGUCACACUCAUCAUAAAACCACAAAGGCAGAACAGUAUAAACAGAAAUCAGUGAGUACAGCUGAGAAGAGAAUUUCCCAGAAGAAUCAGAAGAGUCAGAUGAAGGCUGUCCCUGAGAAAGUGAGACCCAGCCCACCUCCCGACCCCCCUCCUGAGAGGCCUGUUUUCCGAGCGGUGAGCAGACGCCCUGCACCACAGCUGGAGGGGUUUCUUCCACCACUUCCAGAGGAGGAGCCAGACCCUGGACUCUACUGCAACACGCCCUCACAGAAUGGGGUAACUGUUGGUGGAGCCACUGAUGUCCAGAGCCACACGGAUGAGAUGACUGUGGAUGGAGGCCCUCAGCGGAUGGAGGAAGGCAACUUAGACACGCCACCGCCUAGCCCAAAUCUGUGCCCAGUAGCCACAGUCCAACUCAAUAUUGGUAGUCAAAACGCCCAGCCUCCUCCAGCAUCCUCGUCCAGCUGCAGCAGGUCCUCAGCGGGCACUAGUGACCCAGAGGAGGCCUCUCGGAUGCUAGCAGAAAAGCGCAGACAGGCCCGCCAACAGAGGGAGGAGAAGAGGAGGGAAGAGUUUGAGAGGCAGGCACUGGAAGAGUUGGCACGAAGGCAGGCAGAGGAGAAUGCCCGCCUGGAGGCUGAAACUCACCAGCGAUUGGAGGAGGACAGAAAGAGGGAGGAGGAGGAGCAGAAACAGAUGGAGGACAAGAAAAGGAGGGAGGAGGAGCAAAAACAGAUUGAGGAGGAAAACACUCGCAGGCUGAAGAGACAAAGGGAGGAAGAGGAGGCUCGCCAUAAGGAGCUGGAGCUGAGGCAACAACGAGAAAAGCACUUCCAGAAGGAAGAGGAACAGCGUCAGGAGAGGAAGAAGCGUCUGGAGGAGAUCAUGAAGAGAACAAGGAAGGCAGACUCUGCUGAGGGGAAACCUGCACCAGCCAGCAGUACUGUGACAGAACCGCCGCCUAAAGAGAACACAGAGCCCGUGGGGAAGCACAGAGAGGACGUCAUCCUACUGUCCGGCCCGAGCCAGGCCAACAAACUGGACCUAGAUCCAAGGGAGGACGUGGUUCCGUCUGUGACCUUCAAAGAACGGCGUUCCCUGCGCACCCUCACAGGCCUGGACCACAUACAGUCUCAGCAGAGAGCGGAGGUCAUCUGAGCACUAUACACCUGGACUAGAAGAGGUCUAAGCGAUCCUUUCACAUUUUAUUCCACCAAGGAUAUUUGUAAGACCUGCACUUGAAGAAAGCACUUAAGAGAUAUUUCCCCAAUAUCACUUGACAGACCUUCUGGUCAGCUUUAGACCCUCUUGGUGGACAUAACUGCCAAUCACAAUCUUUUACAUAGAGGCCUAGAUGAUAGACUGCUAUAAGAUUUCCUUUUUAUAUUUCACAUUUUAUUAGAAUUCUAUUAUAUGCUUGAAACUGUUGCAAUGCUGCUAAUUCUGCCUUAUCAGAACUAGAAAUUUUCCGUUAUCUUCUUCUUCAGUGCUGGCUUAAGCUUUAUCCAUAAACUCACUCCCUUUAGGUGAGACUCCUAUCACGUGUUGCUGCUAAUUCAUCUCAGUUCCCAGUGUGAGAUCUCCCCAUUCUAUCACCAAAUAGUUUCUAUGUCACUGACUGUUGUACUUGAUAAGUAGGAAAGUUAUUGGCAGUCCCUUAAGCAAACACUGAGCUACCUUCCCAACUACAUGUGCCGUGAGUUUAGUUUAUGCAAUAAAAAAACAGUGUAAUGAUAUUGAUAUUGAUAUGAUGAUGACAAGGUAUGUAUACUGUUAUGGAAAAAUCUUUUAUGAAACACAAUAAAAACUCCUCAAAACUGAAAA
Messenger RNA from Clupea harengus (Atlantic herring), 3205 nucleotides. RefSeq names its product microtubule-associated protein 7a (gene map7a). Gene Ontology annotation, cellular component: microtubule cytoskeleton. NCBI's taxonomy places the organism in Eukaryota, Metazoa, Chordata, Actinopteri, Clupeiformes, Clupeidae. The record is from RefSeq and is a predicted model, not a curated record. Gene Ontology annotation, biological process: microtubule cytoskeleton organization.